This is a messenger RNA of Entelurus aequoreus (snake pipefish), 2305 nucleotides long. RefSeq names its product sterile alpha motif domain-containing protein 15-like. NCBI's taxonomy places the organism in Eukaryota, Metazoa, Chordata, Actinopteri, Syngnathiformes, Syngnathidae. The record is from RefSeq and is a predicted model, not a curated record. Gene Ontology annotation, molecular function: protein binding. The coding region runs from base 183 to 542 and encodes 119 amino acids. The transcript has 4 exons.
CUCUUACCGCAGAGGAGUAACACAUGCGGCCCAGCUGUAGCGGAGUCUGCAAGGAAUAAAACACAACUUUUAAUUUACAUGGCAGACACACCAGUUGACGAAGACUAUGCAAUGCCAGCGAACCAGGAUUGAAGGAAGCCCAGAAGAACAGUGAGUGGCCAAGUGCCAGUUUCCAUGGCAACAUGGAUACACCAAACCUGGACUUCCUGCAGUGGACUAGCGAGGAGGUUGCAGGAUGGAUUGAGUCCAAAGGAUUUCCACAGUAUAAACCGUGUUUUACCGACAACUGCAUCACUGGCAGGAAGCUGAUUUUUGUUGAUUGUGUCCACAUGCCAAGAAUUGGAAUCACAGAUUUUAAAGACAUGCAGGCCAUCUCCACAUGCGUGCGGGAGCUGCUGGGCAUCACUCAGACCCUGUGGAGUCGCAGCAUCGCCGACCCGCCGCGAGAUGACAUAGGCCUCUUUCUGGAGAUGAAGAGUCGCACAGGUGUCAAGACGGACCAGCUCACCAUUCAGCAGCUCCUGGAUGACAUCUGCCACUGAUGAGACAAAACCAAAUGUGUGUGUGUGUGUGUGUGUGUGUGUGUGUGUGUGUGUGUGUGUGUGUGUGUGUGUGUGUGUGUGUGUGUGUGUGUGUGUGUGUGUGUGUGUGUGUGUGUGUGUGUGUGUGUGUGUGUGUGUGUGUGUGUGUGUGUGUGUGUGUGUGUGUGUGUGUGUGUGUGUGUGUGUGUGUGUGUGACAAAGUGGUGAGAAGCGGGACGUGUCAAUGCAAUUUUCAUUCUGCCAACUGUCUCAGUGACUCACUUACAAGCAGGUCCUGUCAUUCACACGUACACCCGCUCAGUGCUGGCAUGCUGGAAUUGAUGCUGGUACAAAAGGCAGCUUUUAGAAUAUGCUGUCUAAUCAAAUGCAUGAUACAUUUAUCUAAAUAAACACCCACUUGAAUGUCCUACAGCUGCGUUUGUCAGGGGUACGGCCUCAUUACUGUUAUUACAGUAAAAAGGGCAAUUAUUGGUUUCUCUGUAUAUCUUUUCCAGAGCUAGUGGUCUCAAGUAGCAAUGCGCCGAUCGGCCGGCCACAAAUCCAUAUCAGCCAGUUUUCGCAAAAGAAAAUGUAUUAUUGGCCAUCCCCUCUGGCUGAUACUGUACUCAUUUUUGGUCCCUUGGCUGACGGGGGCUUGCAGCUAACUUUAUAAAAAGCGUGGCGAUUAAACUACAUUUCUUAGUGUCUUAAGUACCAUUAGAGGACUGUAGGUCGAGGCUUAACAAACAGUAGGCGCAAAUCAGGAACAGGCAUGCUAAUCGCUAAGUUAGCCACUAAGGUACCUUGACAUUACCCAAGAAAUAUGUGCUUGGUAAAGUAAGAAAUGUAGAUGGAAGCACAUUACAUCAGAAAUCUUUUGUUAAUGUUUACAAACUCUGAAUUAUUCCCUGGAUACAGGAGGACAUUGGGGGCAAAAACCAAAGGAUUUAAAUAAGUACUAGAUAGUAGUCUUUGCUUUUGUUUAGUUAUUGUGUACUAAUGACUCUGUUUUAAAUAAACAACAUAAUAAUAAAAAACUAGUUUAAAUAAGGUGCCGCCAAUAAGUACAUAUUUUUUUUACAGAUUUAAAAAAAUACAAUUAAUACAUGUUAUUGGUAUCCACCAGUCUCACUCGUGGCUGACUAAGAAGGGUAUAAAAAGUACAUCAACAAGAAACUAUGGAACAAACUGGACUUACAACACAAGCAAUGCCAAACUAUUAAUCCAUUUAUACUAUUAUACAAACAUCGGGUCUGGUUCAAAUAUAGAGAUGAGGGUCUUUAAUUUAACCUGCUGUUGUAUUCUGUCUCAAAGUGUUAACAUGUGCUCAAUGUUUCCUUACCAUUGUUGCUAUGUUGUCUAUUACCAUUGUUGGUAUUUUGUCUAUUAUCAUAGUUGGUAUGUUCAUUCUUCCUACAUUGUUGAUACAAAUUGUUGAUACAGUGUAAUAAUUAUUGUUACCUGUGGUAAUGCCACUAUGAUACAACAUCUGUAUUAUAAUCCUUAAACAAAGUAACAGUGAAACUCAAUGUAUUAUUUACUGAAUGGAGAACUGGGGGGUGGGAUUAAAUAAGUUAUCUUCUUCCCACUCCCCUUCAGGCAAAACUGGACAAUCAUGCUUACAUACUGUACAUUACCUUUUGCGUUAUAUUAAUUUAUAUUAUUAUGUGUUGUCAACCUUGUACGUUUUUUUAAAAUGUCAUUGCCUGAAAUGAAUUUAAAAAAAAAAAAUGAAUGAAAGACAACACACCACUAAAGCAUCAAUUUGUCUGUGCGAAUGUACA